This is a messenger RNA of Panicum virgatum (switchgrass), 632 nucleotides long. Its product is annotated as 60S ribosomal protein L37a-1-like. Bases 125 to 403 code for a protein of 92 amino acids. Gene Ontology annotation, cellular component: ribosome. Gene Ontology annotation, molecular function: structural constituent of ribosome. Gene Ontology annotation, biological process: translation. The transcript is spliced from 5 exons. The record is from RefSeq and is a predicted model, not a curated record. NCBI's taxonomy places the organism in Eukaryota, Viridiplantae, Streptophyta, Magnoliopsida, Poales, Poaceae.
UUAGAGUGCCCCUGUUGCGGACAGUCUAACAUCUCUCUCGUGCCUCCGCCUCGAGCCCUAGCCGCACCCGCGCCGCCGCCGCCCCGCUCCUCGUCGCCGCAGACGCCUCCACCCCUCCGCCGCGAUGACGAAGCGCACCAAGAAGGCUCACAUCGUUGGCAAAUAUGGAACUAGGUAUGGUGCUAGCUUGCGUAAGCAAAUCAAGAAGAUGGAGGUAUCUCAGCAUUCCGAGUACUUCUGCGAGUUCUGCGGAAAGUUUGCUGUGAAGAGGAAAGCAGUUGGAAUCUGGGGAUGCAAGGACUGUGGGAAGUUCAAGGCUGGUGGUGCUUACACCAUGAACACUGCCAGUGCAGUCACGGUCAGGAGCACAAUCCGGCGCUUGAGAGAGCAGACUGAAGCAUGAUGGGAGCUCUUCUCUGCAGUAGUCCUGGGCUUUUUGUAGUGCCUUGAAUCACUAUAUGGCUGUUUGGCCUAAGAACAUCCUUCAAUAUUCUGGUUAUGCCUAAGGAUAUCUAAAAUUAUGGUGCUAAAAUUUGUACUUGGUUGCUGUUGCAAAGUUGACCUGUCUUGAUCAUAUGCUUCCGAUCAUGAUGAGGAAUUCCCUCGUUAUUACACUCAUCUCCGGUUUGCUA